This is a messenger RNA of Guillardia theta CCMP2712, 33237 nucleotides long. RefSeq lists its product as hypothetical. The transcript has 5 exons. NCBI's taxonomy places the organism in Eukaryota, Cryptophyceae, Pyrenomonadales, Geminigeraceae. Bases 1 to 33237 code for a protein of 11078 amino acids. The record is from RefSeq and is a predicted model, not a curated record. Gene Ontology annotation, molecular function: protein binding.
AUGAACUACAACCUUACUCAUACCGAUCAAUGUCCUGCCGGUGACUGCGUCCUGCCUGUAGACGCCAAUAUCACCCUUUCGAGGCUGGGCCUCGGUAACCUGGUGAGCGCGAGCGUGUCAAUCGAUCUGUAUCCGAUCUACAGUGCAGCUGGCAUCAGUCCAGCCAUCUUUCAUAGUAACACCCAGCUCAAGUACACCAUCAUCAGGGUGAUAUUUCCAAGUACUUUCAAUAUAUCCGACUCGGUUGUAAAUAUAGAAGGUGGAGGAAAGUUUGGAGAGGGCGUGACGGGUCUGGAUGGUAUCACCAGCCAAGCAGGGUUCUUCAAGAACACUCCAAUUUCUAAGGGGUCGUUGACGAUUGAGCCGGCAGUGACGGAUACGACAGAUGUUGGAACAUCGUUUGGUUCCUCCGACCCUUGUAGCAGCCCUCCUUGCACCAACAUGUUUGAGAUGACGAGCUAUGCCAACACAGACCUUGAGGUGCAAUCUUCCGUUGCGAGGGGAACGAUUCAAAGGAUUCGCUUCUCAAUAUCAGGAAUCGUCAACCCUCUCUAUACUCCUGGUGAACUUCCAGGAGCUCUCCAAGAAAGGAAAGUUCAAUUUGGAAUCCAGAUUUUUGAUGCAACCGAUGAGCUUCGUGGAACCACGAAAGUUCCCAGCUACAAGAUGAAAUUCUACAACAAUCGUAUCAAUGACCCUCAAUUAAACCAGACAACACAUUACUGGUUCAGCAGAACUGGGAAAACUGCUAUAAAUCUCACAACGAACGAAUUCUCAAGAGUCAACAUGUCGGUAGCUUCACCCCUUUCUUCGGAGCUAACCUUUGCGAAUGUGACUUUUAAGACUGUCACAAGUAUUCCAAAAGGCGGUAGCAUUCGAGUUCGGUUUCCCUCUAAUUUCAACAUCCGUCCCUCAUCAACGAUAUCCGGAACGGUCACCGAUGUCAGAAGUGCUAAUGCUCGAAUCGAUGUCAUUGGUACAUCAUACCUAUUGCCAACAGAAUCAAGCAUUUUGCUACGCAACAUUCAAAACUCAAUUGAUCGCAAUCAGGAUGUCACUUUGAAUAUCACCAACGUUUUUACUCCUUCACAAUUUUCAUCUGGUGCUGUACAAGUGGAGAGCUGGAAUGAAAACAACUUUACAUUAGAUUACGGCAUCAGCAAUUCAGUUCCACUGCAACCAAAUUAUGUUAGGAAUUUGAACAUUGGACUAAGCUCCUAUGAGACUGGAAAGGAAAAUGUGAGCGUGACCAUCUCAUUUCAGAUCAACAACCUCUUGGCAAACAACAUGAGUAGAAUCAGUUUGCGCUUUCCCACUAGUGACUUGACGCUUGUGAAUGAGAAGCCUACGCUAAGCAUAAUGAUUCCAUCCAAUUCUCAAUUCCAGGAUUGCAGCCCAUCGUUACAACCCGACCCUAUGUAUAUCCUUGUUGAAGUUUGUAUCCUCCAGCAAAUUGAUGCGACAAGUGAGAUUUCUUUGGAGGUAGGCGGCUUUCGUAAUCGGCUUUAUGCGGGGAAGUUCAUGAACAGCAUUUCAAUUGAGACGAAGGAAAUGAUAGGAUCUAGCAUCCGUAUGUUGGACAUUGGUGCAGGCAAACCUGCUCAAAAUCUUGUCCCCUCCGGUUUGCAAAGCUUGAAGGCUUCGUUUCCCCAGACAACUGAUAGGAUCGGAAAUUUGACUGUGACCUUUACGAUCAGCAUCGCCUUGUCAAAAGCUAUGUCAUCUAUGGAUAUCAGUUUGACGCCAGAAUUUCAAUUUUCGCAGAAUGCUGUCGCUUAUCUUGAGGGGAGUCGCAUUUCCUCCUUCAAUCAAUCCUUCGUUUCAGUAGACCUGACUGGAGUGUCUUUGGUGAAGGGAAUCCAGUACUCACUCGUGAUUGUCGGUGUUGUUUCCCCUUAUUAUACUGUAGACAGAAUUUUGAAUGUAACAACCCGCACUGGUGAUUCUAAACCUCUACCAGCAAUUCAAGCUGGAACGUAUCUUGAUGGUGUUCUGCAAGCUGUGCAGGUACAACAAAUUGAAAUGAGUCUUACCCCUCUUGUGAGCGGAGCAGAGUCCACGUGGAAGAUCAGCUUUGUUUGCAACAAAGAAGUUCCAGCUUAUGGUGGAAUUCAACUUGAUUUUCCAAAUGGCUUCAACUUCAUGUCUGCCAACGUGAUCAGGAAGCAGAAUCUUACAGAGGUGGACGAUCGACUUUGCAGUCAGAACCUUUGCAAUGUGAGUUUUUAUUGGAACGAAACCUCCCGCAUGCUCAUGGGAAAUUUUUCUCUGGAGUACAAAAAGAUAUACUCCUAUUCCGACUAUGCUCUAACUGGCAUCAGCGGAAGUCUCAAGUUGCAGGUCUUGGGGAAUUCGCUGGAGAUGAUGCUUGUUGAUCGUGUAAUGAAUGAGACCUGGCACCCGCCUUUGCUGAGGCUGAAGAACUGUAUGCACAUGGAGGCUCAGCAGUGUCUUCGACUGUGUACUGCAAGCAUUAUUGCGAACUGCUCAGAGGUUAUCCGCGAUUCCUACUGGGACAACGCUACUGUUCCAUCCAAGCCUUUGUCGGUGGGGUCUAGGAUUGAAUUUCAAUUGGAACGUGCAUACAAUCCUAGAGUCAGUGGGUUGACAGGAACCUUCGUGCUGAGAACCUUCUUGAGCCCUUCGAAAUUUCUUGAGGCUUCUCAGUAUGAUGGAUUUUUCUUGGAACCUGCACUCUUAAGGAAUCCAUUAAUUCAGCUCAAUGACAGCAACGCCUAUGCAAUGACCUCUUUUCAAAUCCAUUUUGAUCUUUUCAAUGUUUUUUAUCCGUAUGAUAUGAUCAGGAUCAUGUAUCCUCCAUACUUUCAUUUUUCACCUACUGAAACCUCCACUCAGUUACACUGUGAUGAUUCGAAUGUCGAUGAUGAACUUGCUCUGAUUGAUAGCAACUCGAGCUAUGUGUUGCUACAACGAAAAGGACUAUCGAUGACGACUUGCCAAGGCAGAGUAUCCUUUCGCUUGGCUGAAAUUCAAAACAGGAAUGGAUCAGCUGGAGAUUCAGGAUCUUGGGUUGUAGAUUCUCUUGCAUCGCAAUCAAACAUCACGAUGGACAAGGGGAUUUUCAGUGUGCAGUUGACAACUGCGCAUUUCAAGUCGAUCAAGAUGGACAUCACAGCUUUGAACAAUGAAGCGCCUAUCGCCGACCAAGAGGUGAAUGUUACCAUCAAGCUGCAAGUAAAUCAACCAAUGGUUCCUCCCGAUUCUAGAAUUGUGAUUGAUUUCGGUCCUGAUCUUAUUGUAAGGAGCGACACAAAGGUGGAAUUUGCUUGCAAGGAGCCUUAUGAUUACAUCGAUUAUUGUCCAGGAGCAUCUUGGAACUAUACUUGCCCUUUCACUGUUCUAGAUGUUCACAAGACAGGAACAAAUUUAUUGGAAAUCAAGAGGCAACGAUGGUCCGUCUUACAUGAAGCAAUUGGCAAGAUUGCUGAAGAGGAUUCGUACCUCACUUUCCAAAUCUCACCAUUGGAUACUCGCAAAACUGCUGGACAAAUCCAGAGUGUCACAGUCCAACAUGUUGCAUCAACGGACCGAGGGUUGGAGAUCUAUGAACAAGAUGCAGUCAGUGUCUACGAUUUGUCACCCUGCCUGAAUUCAGCUCAGGUCGUGCUGUCUGCACCGGGGUUGGGCUCGCAAACACUUGUCACUGUCACGAUGACGAUGUGUAACGAUCUUAGCACGGAGGAUAGGAUCGGGCUUUUCUUAUCUCCAUUCAUCUCUUGUCAUGACGAAGAUUGUGACAGCUUCAGAGACGCUGCAAAGUACUCAAUUGGAUCCGACUUCAGCGUGACUAUGGGAGUGCUGGAAUAUGUUGGUUAUCACUUUGGGACGGUUUCAGAUUCAUCAGUUCAGACUGUACAAUGUAACAAUCAAGAUGGUUGGGAUACUGGUUCAAAGUUGCCAGGACUUUUGUUCAAGCCUCUUGCACCUAUUGCGAGUGGCGGGUCAAUCACCUUCACUUUGACUGGAAUUCGCAAUCCCGUUGUCAACCCCCAGUACCCUCCAAGAGCAUACUUGCAAACUUUGAGUAACUCACUGAGAGUGUACGGAUCAUUGUGCACUGCUUUCACACCUGUUGGAGGACUCCAACUGCCUGCAGACUUCCAAACAGGCUCAUGGAGCACUGUCAGCCCCAAACUGACAUACUCCCAGAGCAAUUUCUCUCUCACUUUCAUUUCACCCUUCAAUGUAAAUACCAACAGCACCAAAGUGUUUCUGCAGCUUCCUGAAAUCUACGAGUGGAUAGAUCCAAGGAUAAUCGAGCUGCGCGUGGACUCGAUCAAAGUUCACACUGCUGUACUAUCAAACGUCACCCAAACUUCCUUGACUGUUGACAUCGGCACUGUCAACUCAACUGCCGCACGUGCUGAUGUGCGAAUCUUGAUCUCUGGCGUACAAAAUCCAACUUACGAGGAAAGCUCGCCUCUUCCCGUCAACGUGUCAAUUGAGACUGAUCAAGGUCAGCAGACAGCGGCUGUCUUCGGUUUGAGUAUCAAAGCUGUACCCUUGCAGCAGGUUUCAUCCGGUCAGACUGCUGUGCAUACUGAUGAACAGUCUACCUUUACUUUUGCCUUCACCCUCUUCUCGCAAUGGAACUUGCAGGAUAGUGUCAGGGUAUCAUCUCUUGAGAUGUUUGGAACGAAACUGAGUUCUGUUGCCAUUCAAUCUGUCAACACGACUGUGCUAGCCAACAAUGACGCUUUAAGAGGAGUGGAAGGAUCAAAGUUGCUCUGGAUUACGCCAGCUGGUUCAAUCCUGUCGGGCGAAGCCGAAACCCAAGGGUCGGUUUUGUUUGAAUCAGGGUCAAGCUUCCAAAUAAACUUUAAAUUGGGAACAGUUACUGUCUUGAAACUCUCUCCUUCAGAAGACCAGUUCCAGAUCAACUGUACCAACAACACACAGGCUCCUCCUCUUCGGAAUGACACUAAUUGCACUUUUGAGCUGAAUUCAGUCACUUCCAUCCCAGCGCACUCCAGGGUUGCCUUCUCUGUUGGGGGAUAUAAGAGCGCGAGGGUGGGAGGCAGUUUCGAUUUUACCGUCGAGAUCUGUUAUUCGACUACCACCCAUGUAAUGCAGAGGCAGAGUGCAAACAGUCUCGGCACCAUCUUGCCUUCCUUGGACUCGGCAGUCCUCAACUUCACCUACGGAGGCAGGGAGGCUGCUGUCGGAGAAAACGCAGAUCUCAGCUUUGAAGUCUUCCUCGACCCAAACGUUCCGGGCCAGAACUUGAAAUUGAGUUUCCCUUCUGGCUCGAGAGGUUUCUUGGGCGUUGAAUCGAUCACUGUCAAGGACUCUCCCAGUGUCACUCUUACAUCAAGCACUGCCAACCAAGUCAACUUGCAGCUGCCUGUGAACAGCCUUGCUUCAAUUCGCUUCACACUACAAGGGUCUUCACUGAGGUCUCCCCUGCUGUCAGGAUGGAGUGAUUCCAUUCAGAUCACAGCUUCUCGAAGGUCGGACGGCAGACUCAUCAAGACGGCGUUCGCUUCUGGAUUGUUGGCAUCUGUCAACUCCUUGAACAGUUCAAUCUUCCCCCUCGACACCGCAGCGCGGUUCGGAGCUACUCUGAGUACUGUACAUAACCACAGAUAUGCGGAUAUCGUGAUUAGAAAUCAUCAACUGAUCCCCAAGGACGGCCAGUUUGCCUUCAGUUUUCCAUCCGUGUACGAUGCUGUCACUCCUGUUUGCAACGGAGGGCCCCUGUGGGGAUGUACGAGCGUUGCUGAGUGCGUGGAGGGAUGCGAUGAGAAUCUUACUGUGGUGAAGGAUCUUACGUCUGUAGUCCUCAACCGGACAGUCAACGCGUACUUCAACUUGACGCUGCAAAGGAGUGGAAGUGGGUUGGACAUCGCAGCAGGAUCAAUCGUUCGUCUGAGGUUGUACAAUUUCUCGAACAAGGGAUUCCCUCAGGAGGAAGGUCCGAACGCCACCCUCGACAUGACGUUGAGAUAUAACUUCGAGUUGGCCACGGUGACAUCCGAAGGGUAUGCCAUUGAGACCGGGUCAAUGAUGGACUUCAAUGUGACAGCAUCAGAGUUCGAAUGGCUUGACACCUCCUGGAGUACUCAAACCGAUCCAGCUCCCUUGCUCUGCCCGCUUAAGCAACCGGGAAGCCCAUUGAGCAGCGAGUAUCCUGGAGCUCGAACUCACUUCACUUACCUGAGCCUCAAGACAACCAAUGAGAUUGUUUCUGGGUCCACCCUCAGGUUCACUUUCUCAUCGGCAGAUCUUCAACUUGUCACGAGCACAGUGAACGCUUCGCUCGCCAUCUUCCGCUGCACCAAUUUGUCGAGCAGCGUGGCUCUUCAAUCUACCUUGUCCGCUCUCCGGGUGUCCGAUCGAGAUUCUUGCAAUGGAACCUUCCAGAACUUCUCGUUUAAUGCCAACGUCAGUAAUGGUAAGGUGGUUCUGUCCACCGUGCUUGGUACCUCCGUUCCCCCGGACACCCCGAUCACCUUCUUUGACAUAGGAAAGGCUACUGACGGCCUACACAGUUUCCGGAACAAGAAGAUAUCUGGUGCGCAUGGCAUGUACAUGUUAGAGACCGUGGAUCCAUCGGGAGCCCUGAUUCACCAUCAGACUUUUUAUCCUGCUUACUGCCUCAAUGGUCAAACAACACGAGUCGUUACCAGGAAUUAUGACCUCACGUCCAACUUCUCGGUCUCGGUGACCACGGAUGUAGCAGGGGAAGUUGCGGACCUGUAUCUGAAGUAUACUUACUCUUCCAUGGUUGACCUGCCGUUGUUCCAGUCCGACAACUACCUGGUGAUGUACUUCCCGCCUGACUUCCAGGUUGACACGGCUGUAGCCGAAGCAUGGUCAGCGACCAUCAUGAGUGCUGGUUACAGCAUAGCCCCUUCGGCUUGUUUUGUGGAGUCAUCGAUAGUCAGUUCACCAUCAGUGGGAGCUGGACGGAUCUACUUCAGAUUGACCGCCUUGCGCUCUGACAACGUGAUCAACAUAAAGAGCUACAAGAAUCCUUCGUAUGCUCUAGGAUACACGGAUGUAGUCAAUCAGUCGCCGAUGAAAGGAACAUUCUUCUUCGAAGUCUAUGUCAAGUCAGGCUCAUGCUAUCACUCGUUUGCCAGCGGAGAAUGGAAGUCCACGAUUGUUCCUGGUACCCUUUCUUCACCCGAACUCUUCCCAGCAGCUCUUCCUGCUGGAGGAGCCAAGGUCUCCCUUCAGAUCAAGUUCAAGACUGCCAACAUCGUACCCGAGCAAGCAACCUUCAUCAUCCGGUUGCCUUCUAAGGUGCUUCUCACGGACAAGUCAAGAAUCGUUCCCAGCACUGAGGGAUACAUCUUCACUGGCUCACUUGACUCGACGAUUGACAACCAGACUCAGUACUUGACCCCCUAUCAGUGCAGCUCGUCAACGUUGCAGUACUGCCCAGGGCCCCAAGAAAACUUUUCGUACUCAGUGCAAGGCUGUGCGACAUGUCAGGUCCAAACGAUCGGCGGUCAAUACAUUGCAGACUCCCUUGUAGCGACGCGCAGCGUGAGGAUGUCAAACCAGACGUACGUAGUGCCGGAUGUGUGUGAGGCUCCGAACGUGACCGAGAUGGAGCCUGGAUCCUUCGUUAUUCCAUUGGGCUGUCAUUUGAACGGCACCAACUACUCCAAUCAAUCGACUGUCAUAGUCUACAGAGAGGUGCCGACUCCCAUAGCUGCCAAUCAAACUCUGUCAUUGACCGUUUUCGACAUCAUUUCGCCAGAUGAGUUUAACAUCUUGCCUGGGAACAUUGAUGUGCAGGUUUGGUCUUCUACGCAGCAUUCAGUCAUUGACCGGAACAAUCUGAUUGCACUGCAGGCCACAGGAAAGGGAUCUUUGGUUGGCUUGCUGGCAUACUUGUCGAAUAGCUACGUCGGUCAAAGCACGACUAUGUAUGUAAGCUUCACUAUCCCUGGAAAAGUGAAUUUCCCUUUUAACAUCACGCUUGACAUCGAUCAGACUAUGACCGUGACAAGCCCCAUGCUUGACUUGAACUUGUCUUACACUUACAACAUGAGUGGGACGCCAAUGGUCACUGCUGUCACUGGUUCGACUCGUCUUACCUUCAUGGUCAAUCCAGUGGACAAGUCGAGCGACGUCAACACAAAUGUCAUGCUGACGAUCUCCGGACUCAAGAAUCCCACUGCAGGAGGAGGCUACAAUCUCAUCAGAAGUCUUGCGAUUAGGAAGCUUAUCAGUGGUUCGAUCCUGACCAUGUACGAUGCCCCAUCAUACCCAGUCUUCAACAUAAAUCCGGAAGGCUGCGCCAUCAACGCUGCCUUCACCGUCUUGCCCUUGUCGACGGCAGAUGUCGUCAACCUCACUGUAUCCUUUGACCAGAACUACAACAACUCGGACGGCCUCAAUUUCUCUGUCAGUGUUCCCAGCGACCUGCAGCCAUCUGGAACGAUCAGACUGUUUUCCAUCCUAGUGAAUCAAGUGACGAGGGCACCUUCACAAGUCUCCGUCAGCCUGUUUGCAAGUCCUGGAGGCUCCAUCGUCGUAGGAAGAGUGGCUGGUGUAUCGUUCCUGUCCUGCCCCUGCUCCAUCAAACUUGUCCUGGGUCCCUUCCAAACCCCUCGCGUUCAACCUCCCUUCCAGUUGACCAACUUCAAGUUUCGCGUCCUGUCCAGCAACAACUUAGCACCAUACCAGCUUUCCAGUUGGGGACAGUCGCUGUCGUGGAGCUCAGAGCUCUCGAGGGUUGUUUGCCAGUCGUCAAACGCGUCGGUUACUCUCAGUGGAGCAGGACCGAUAACAAACCUGAUGACGUUUAGCCUGACAACUCCGACUCUCGGAUACUGGAGCAAUACUGAGAUCUCGUUUAUCACGCCUGUUGAAGUUAAGAAGACAUCCAAAAUCAUCUUGAAGUUUCCUGCAAACUCAGUAGCAUUUUGUCGGCAAUCAAGGGUCAACUUCCCUCAAAUCGACUAUCCAAUAACACAAGGCGCAUUCGCGAGCAAGAGCCUGACUGAAACCAAUACUACUUCAGCCUCCUUGAAUGUCACGUUCCCUGUGAAAUGUGGUUACCCUUCUAGCCCCACCAUUCUGAUCAAUCCGAUCACACCCGACACAAUCCCAGCAGGUGUAAGAGUCAGCAUCAACAUCUCUCUUAUACGGAUGCCUGUCACCCCGAUCUCCAUGACCCUCGAGGUUCAAAUUUACAACGGAACUGUUGGUUACUCGUCGAGCGAUGGAUCAAUCAGCCCAGCUUCAGGUGUCGUCCUCCAGGCGUCUGGACUCUCCACGUGGGCCACUGGCUUCUCAACGGUUGACCUGCCAAAGAGCAACGUAUGGAUCUACCCUGAGUCGACGUUUGUCAGUGCAAGCACCUCCUUCAACGUUCUGUAUCACAGCCGAACGGGCGUACCUUCGGAUGGCUACAUCGAGGUAGACUUUCCGGACGGGUUUGAUAUUUCAGGAGCUUCGCUUGCCGGAGCUGCAAUAAGUGGAAAUGCGACGAGGGUGCCCCCUGGAAAUUUCAGAAUUUCGUUAACUGCAAGUUCCAACAACUAUGCUUCAAGAACCAUCUUCAUAAUGAAAACAGUUUGUCCGGUCCAAGAGGUGUUUUCGAGGGAUAUGACAACUAUUCUUCCAACAACAUUUUUUACAUACACUGGAGGAGUGCCCAACAAUCCAUUUCAACAAUGUGUCAAUGCCGGUUAUCAGACGACGACCGUCGCCUACAACUCUAUCCCUGACCCGCAAAUUCUUGACGUUGGUAAAGAUAUCACAGAGACCAAUGUCAGGUACGCUAUUGACAAUGUCGGAACUUCGACCACCAUUGAGCGGGUGGGAAAUCGAACUCUCCGCGUGAGAGGCUUCGCCAACAGCUUCCCUCCCUACAAUCUUGUCAACAUCACCUUCAGUGGAGUUCGCAAUGGACCCCUCGCGGGGGUUGCGAAGCAGAGCUACGUCCUUCGCUCCUACGACAAGAAUGGCAACCUGCUGGAGAGAGCGUCGGACAUCACCCCUACCAACCUCACCAAAGUGAGCACCAACGCCUUCGUUCGCUUGCAAGACUACACUGCCCACGCUCGUGGUAGUUUCUACUUGUACCUUGCUGCUGUGAACCCGAUUUUUGCUGGACAAGUCAUCAUCGUCUACUUCCCUAGUGGGUUUGACGGAGCUCAAACGAUCACACAGGCUGUUGUGCCCCCCAACGAUGAGCUCCUUGCAAACCGACCCAGCUGGCUCCUCAAUAAUGUGAGCGUGCAGACAUCUGUACAGCUUGAGGUGGUUGCUUCUGGCUGUGUAUCCGAUUGUAACGUCUUGCGCUUGCGACUUCUGUCAAACGUCGCGCGCGGCAACACGAUGUGCCUGAAGCUGAUUGGAUCCCUGAAGAAUCCCGUCAGGCCAACGACUGUGACCAACUUGACUGUAGUUGUGCAAGACACUGGCGGGGUAGAUCAGAUGUUAAACCAAAGUGUGCCUGGUUUCUCCAUAACGGCAGGAAAGUACAGCAGCAUGCAGCUCACCACAAACAACUCAGUUGUCGGGGAGUUCUCAGAGCUUCGGUUCCAAUGGAAUGCGGAGUCAGGCAUCUUUGCUUCUGACUACUUCGAGCUCAAAGUGCCCUCGGCCUAUCAGUUCCUUUCAAAGGGAACGGCGACCCAGGAAGCCAUUCAAGUCAGAAGUCUCUCCAAUCUCCGCGGAAUUCUAUCUGUCGUCUCUGUGAAUGGAAGCUCCAUCAUCAUCCGCCGGAGCACUACGAUCACCAGCAAAGAUGUUUUCGUCAGCUUUUCGCUUGGACCCUUCAUCAACAGACGAGAAUCAUCUACUAACUACAACAAUCAAAGCAUCGUCCCAGGAAGUUUCACUCUGACUCUCUUCGAUGUCAACAACAAGUCCAUUGAAAGCUCUGAUAUCCUCGGGCCAUCCCUGACUGCCAAGUACGUUGACGUGAGCAUCAACUUCGCUAACACGGAAUCGGCUACUUUGUCCAAUCUCACCUUUACUUUGACUUUGUUGCGUUCCUUCACAUUCACGGACAGGAUCAUGGUCAUUCUUCCACCGGGCUUCGCUGUCAUACCGCAGAUCAGCUGCUCGUUUACCGUCAACAGCGGUUUGACAUCGACGUGUUCAGUCUUUGACAAGAAGGCGAUCAACGACGUGAGCCUCUACGUGGGCCUUGAGUUGAGGAGCUUUGGAAACAUUUCCUUGGGUCAACAGCUCUCCUUCACCCUUUACAAUGUUCUGAAUCCAAAGGCAGGACGGCAGCUGACGGGAGCCUUCUUACUGAUGACAACCAACAGCGCUUGCAGCAUCGCAUCACUGCAGUCCUGCUACUCUACCAUCCUAUCCAACUUCCGUGCGAACAAGGACUAUCAAAUAACUGAAGGAGGGAUGAAGUCGGGCACAGUUUCCUUCACAUACUCCCUUACUGGAGAUCAAGUGUUGCUCUCUGUUGACAUGACAACCCGCAAUCCGUUCCCAGCUGGUGGAAGUGUCGUGGUCAGGCUUGCUCCGGGAUUCCUCGCGCUCAAUGGUGUGAGAUAUUGUUCUUCUCUGCUGGCAAAUGAGAUCUGUGGAGACCCGUGCCAGAAUGGAGUGAACUGCCCCAUCGGCUUGAAGCAAGAUGUAGCUGUUUCCUUGGCUGACUCGGGCCGACAGAUAGUGCUUCUAAAUAGCAUGCAGCCCACUCUAUACUCCAUCUCAAGCUUGUCGUUCUUGCCGGGUCUGCAAGAUCUUGCCGCCACCACCGAUCGCUUGUACGUCCCUGGGUACGACGGCGUUCGCAUUGCUUUCAACGUUUCUGCCGUUCGAACUCAGCAGAUCUCAGGCAACACGGGUCUCUUUGACGUGUACACAAGAGAUUCAAAUGGCGUGAACGUCGAUCGGUUGACUUCCUAUGCUGAGACUCGAUUCCUCCAGCCUAACUUCUUGCAGUCGACUCAAGUCGUGCCAUUAAGUCUCGCCUCAGGCCUAGUCACAGCCUUGUAUGUUCGCUUUGACAACUACAAUCCCAUCCCUCUGGACGGUAAGAUCGAGAUCACUGUGCCGUCAAGCUUUGGCCUCAGCAACGUUCGUAUCCCUUCCGGAGUGUUCCCGGACUCGCUUACCACGAGGUAUCUCAACGGAAACAUCAACAUCACAAGAAUCAACAUUUCUUCUAUCUUCCUUUCCCUCGUGGAUCUCAAUUUGUCCGUAGCUGCGACCACUCAAGUCCGGUUGUUCUUGACGGACAUCCAGAACCCUCAGCAGCAAGGAUCGUACUCGAUGCCAAGGUUGCGCACUCUCUCAGCAGGAGACAUCGUUAUCGAUCAAGAUCUUCAGGUGCUCACUAAUUCGAUUCUCCCUCCUGUCAUUCAGACAACCUCGGCAUCCUCUUCCAGCCCCGUGGCUGGGAUGGAUGAGGAUCAGAAGUUCAGUUUCCAGGUUCGCAAGCUCGUCAACGGAUAUGUCAGAUUGUCAUUCCCGUCAUCCUUCACUUUCUUGAGCGACGUCGUCCCCGUCACGCAGAUCAAGAGGGAUGGGACUUCCUACUGCCUUAACAACUGCCAGAUAUUGGCAUCUGUGACUCCAUCCAAUGUGGAGCUCUUGCGCGUUCAAGGAAUCUCGCCCUUCUCAGUCUUUGCUGAUCAUCUGCAGACCGUGACUGUGUAUGGAGCCGGUUUCGUCUCCCAAUCAGGUCAAGUGACUCCCGUCUUGGCAGGCGAGCCACUUCAUGUCAACUCCAUCACGGAUACAGAAAUGCUGGUGGUUGUCGAUUGCCCUAAAAGCUCCUACUGCAGCAUUGUCCAAUCUUCGGACAGGACUUCUUUGCCGAUUGAAGUUACCUUCACGACAUCUAAGAACCUAUCCUUGUCCUCUUCUGACAACGUCAAUAUCACCCUCUACAAACCUGUUCCUGGUGCUUGCCCGAACAAUUGCGGAGGAUCUAAGAAAGGUGACUGCAUAACGUCUGUGUGCAAUUGCCGCUAUCCGUGGACAGGGAUUGAUUGCAGCACUGCUCCAUUCAUCCGCAAGGUCUCACCAAACUUCGCCAGUUCAGCAGGAGGGACCGUUGUCGAACUGUCUAUGAAGAGUGAAUAUGCGCUCAGUGGACUGGAUAGGAGCUACAGAUGUAUCUUCGACACCAAGAUCGUGACUGCGACGUACGACAGCACGAAGCAGACGUUGAAGUGCACUGUCCCUCCGAUGACAAGCAAAGAUGCUAUCUUCAUCGAUGUUUCCAUCGAUCAAAGCUUGACCUGCGAGAACGAAGGCUGCUGUUUUACCACUGAUCCUUGCUUCACUGGUUCCUUGUCAAAUCGACCAGUUCGGUUCAACUAUUACGAUGCCGCCUCAAUACAGACAACCGGCUUCCUUGACUUUGACCCGAUGUAUCACGCUCACGUCUUCUCACACGGGUCCCAUGCAGGAUCCGACCUACCUCACGCACACAUUGUGCGUGUCGGCGAGCUCAUCAGCGGGACAGUACAGGAUGCGACGACGUACGGCUUCCACCUCCAGCCUGGAAAUGAUUGUGUUCAAGACUCAGGCUGCGUUGGCUUCAUGGUUGUCUUCCAAGGAAGCAACUUCCAGCAGACUGCACAGAUCUUGAGCUACUCGCAAGCAGACAGGUACGCCACCAUAUCAGAGAUCGCUGCGGCUCCAUCGGCUGGCUUCCAGUACACCAUCGGCCAGUACCUCGUGGCGAGAUCAUUGACCGUCGAUCGAUCAUGCACGUGCGAGCGAGGCAGCUUUGACUGCCACUGCUUCAGCACAACAGGAUCCCACGACCACGUCUUGAUCCACCGACAUGGCAACAGCAUAGCAUCACACAACCACAUGGUUGAAGUUUCAACUCCGGCGUUAGCCACUCCUCCUCCCCUUGCAAACUUGAGCAAGACCAAACAGAUGGACCAAUCGAUAGCAAGGCUCUUUGCUGCAGGGCCAUAUGACCUCGUCCCGUGGGAGUUUGUACAAGGUUUGAAAGAUUUCAGGAAUCUUGAAGAAGACAUGAUCCGAUCGACCGGUCAAGAUGUUGAGUUCAAACUGCCCUUCGACGUCAACUCCCAACAAACCCUCGACAUCACUUUGAACAGCACAGGCUUUAUCAAGAUGCGGCAGAGCGCUGGACCCACGGGAACCUUUGCAGUCCGUACAAUCGACUACUCCCAGCAGACAGCAUGUCUCAAGUCUGCCCGCACGUGCAAUGUUGUAGUGGAGAGAGGCAUCCUGGUUCCUUCUUUCUUGAUUUCUACCGGAAGCAUGACGCUAUCGGUCGCUUCAAGUCGGUCAAGUGCUGGAAGUCUCUGCGAUCUCAUCCUCACUUUCAAGCUUCAGAAUCAGAUCCCACCGCUCAACGGCAAUGCAGGUUAUCUGGAGAUCUUUCUUCCCAGGGCGAUCAAGGCUGACAAGGCAACAAGCUCAGUUUCGAAGUGUGGAAGUUCCUCCUGCGGAAAUCUUGAUGCUGUUCCUUUCUUCUUUUCUAUUGUGCAGUGCAGCUCACCUAACUACGCCAGCACUUCUCCUUGCAUGAGCUCUACCAACAGUUUGCUCAGUUCCAAGUAUCCAGACAUAUUCAGUGACAGUCAGAUCGUUCGCGUGCAGCUGGACGGCAGCCUUCCCCUGGGGGAGCUUGUCUCCUUCAAGGUCUCAAACGUCCGUCUCCCCUCCUUCUCUGGGUCGACAGGUUCCUUCUACUUGAGAUCGACAGUAGCGGACGGCAGUGUGGUUGACUCAGGGACUGCGGCUGGUGUGACCGUGACUCCUGAAGCAUUUGUGUCCGGCAGUCUUGUGCAGAGUGACAGUGCAAUCUUGGCACUCAGUAACUUCUCCAUCCAGUUCGCCACCGUCGCUCCCCUCGCGCAGGGUUCGGCAUGCAAGAUUGAGUUUCCUGCUCGAUUUGACCUGGCGGCCGUAACAGUGAUGGCUGGGAACAGCUCCUUGAAUUUCAGCGUCAACAACCGAAGUGUCACUUUCACUUUCCCGCCCGAGGAACUUCAAGGCACCUCCUUCCAAGUUGUGCUGGAGAACGUCAGGAACCCAGACUUCGUCGGGGAUGCUGGUAGUGUCCGGGUAUCAACUUUGUUGCAGGAGGGAAGCCCUUACGAGUUGCAGGCUUUCUCGUCGCAGACUCUCACUGUGCGGUCAUCUCAGUUCCGCAACGUCAACAUCGACCUGACCAACACGCUGACUUCCUCGUUCUCCAACAUCAACUUCUACUUCCAUUCUCCCAUCGCCCUCAAUUACGGCACCAGCUUGCGGGUCAUGUUUCCUGCAGGAUUCUCCAUCAACUGCGGAAAGAGCAUCGGUACUCUGACCUUUGCACCAGGCUGCGAGUCAGUUUGGGAGGCUUACAACUACGUCGGGAAGAAUUGUACCGGCUUGCAGUGUGACAGCUGCCCCAUCGCAUACAUCAUUGCAGACAUUCCUUCCUGCGUAUCAAGUUCCGACAUUGUUGCUAACUUCUCAAUUGCAAGUGUCAUCAACCCGAAGUUCGAUGGAAGAUUGGGUGGAUUUACGCUCAGACUGGAGCAGAAGGGUAGUGUGUUGGUGUUGAGCUCGGGUAUGCCAGUUCCCAACUUGUACCUGCAUGCGCAAGAGCUGCUUUCUGCAGUCACUCUAAGCCCUUCCUACGCUGGGAGUGACUCGGUAGUCACGUUACUUGUAAACAACUCCAACGGAAUCGUGGGAGGAACUUUCUUCGUGCUUGACUUUCCCGCGUUUUUCGAGAUCGACUCGACCAUGGUCAGUGUAGCACUCAACGGCAUGCCUUGCACGUGCAAUCAAGGCUCUACGGCUCAUGGCUGCUGCCAGUACGGCAGAGCGUUCUACUUCCGCCCGACGACCAGCCUUCCAUCCUCGGUCUCUUACAACCUGACUAUCACGGGAGUCAAGAACCGACUGUCUGCGGGAAGUGCAACUUUCAUCUUGCGCACGGCGAACGACUCAGACACGGUGAAGUUCACCAGUCAAGCUUUGAUCAACGCAGUCAUUGCUCCGUAUCCGCUGUCAAGUAGCUCCAUAGUUCCCUCUCAACGAGAGGUUGUUAAGAUCCAACCCAGUGGAGCGUCAAAGGGAGUGUUCGUAGCAACUGCGGAGUAUUAUGCUGGCUCCAAGAUGAUCGUGAAUGUGACCUUCGAACCGAUAGCUGGUCACACGUUCACAAACCUAAGCAUCGUUUUCGACGAUGGCUUCAACUUGGAGGAAGCUCAGGUUCUGAUGGGUCACCAGAUUGAGCACUACGUCAACAUUUCCCACAACUUUACCAAUGAAGAACUCUUCUGCUCCUCUCUCACUCAGGACUUCGCCCCCCAGUACGAGCUGUGCAGGGCCAAGGUCCGCUCUGCGAUCAACUUGCACUUCCCUGGCCCCAUCAGCGAGCUCCCCGCCGUCAUGCAGUUUCAGAUAUCUGGGAUCCAAACUCCGAUCAGGAGGCAGGGCGACUUGUUGGACCUUCGAAUCCAGACGAUCUCGUCUCGAGGGUUCGUGGUGGACGAGUACCUCUCCCAGAGCCGAGUGCUGCAGCCUGGCUCUCUCCGCGACCUGCAGCUCAGGAUGAUCCCCUCUCGCCAUGUGCCGUUCCCCGGCUUCAAUCAAAGCAUGUACCUCAACGUCUCCUUCACCUUCUCCACUGAGUAUUACCCGGAAAGCGAGAUCGUGCUGGAGUUCGGACUAGGGCUCCUGCAGAACUUUGACUUGACCAGCAUGAAGAUUCCAGAGACCUUGAACGUCUCUGAAGGAGGCAACUUUGAGUUCAUUUCGAUUGAGGCAGGUCUUCCUUCCAAGACAGUGAGCACAUUCAAUGUAGACGUCAACCUCAGCAACACGAACACGAGCAUCUCUGUUUCUUUCAACAGGUACUUCUAUCCGGGUGCUUCCGUCUGGUUCAUCCUCUCCGACAUUCGCAGAAUCGAUCCCAACGGUACUGUGAACGGCACAGUGAGUGAUGACGCGACAGUCACUCUGGUAGCGAAGAACCGUUCAUGCUCUGACCCCUCCUGCUACCUAGAGUCUGCAGUCGGUCUGAUCGAGUUCUACAACUUCAAUCAAACCUCUAAUUGCCCGACCGGCUCACUCGAUAGCUCAAGUCUGAUUGCUUGGACGCAGAGCUUGACCAGUCAGCUCGACUGUCAGAGCGAUCUGAAUAUGAUGAGCCCCGCCCCGCCUUCCGACCUCGCCUUGACAGCAACUGGAAACUUGACCAUGGCGAUCUCAUGGAAGAAUCCGAUGGCAGAUUACACCUCGAAUCAGAACUACUUCUACCUGGGCUAUGAGCUUUUGUUUAGAUUCUUCUCAGGCGCAUCGACUUUGUUCUCGGAGACUGAGUCUUAUCAGUGCUGUGCAGGGUACACCGAGUGUUGUAACUUCAUGGGUAUCGAUUACACUCCUGCCAACAAGUCCGGACCUCUCAACGGGAAAGGAAUCGGUCUCAGAAUAAGAAUCAAGAACGCCUACGGAUUUGGCCCGUAUAGCAGCGAACAGACUUCGGUCAUCGUCGGAGCCCCAUCAGCGCCUGCAAUGACGACUCGAAUUGUGGGAACGACUCUUGUCUUCAACCUUACAAUCCCCGACGAUAUGGGAGUAGGGGUACACGGUGACAGCUCGAACCCAUAUGCCGCGUUCGUACGCUACGAGCUCCAGUACAAGCUCGCAGACUCAAUCAGCUGGUUGCCUUUGACCGAGACCACGGGGAGCACCAUCGUUUGGCCUCUCUACACGGAGUUCUUAGAGGGCAAGAGUUACUUGUUCCGAGUGCGAGCUUUCAAUCGGAUCUCCCCCGGUGUCUGGCUGGAGACCGUCGAUCCUUUUGCGAUCACGGGCGUUCCUGAUGCUCCGGUGAUCAAGAGCGUAGCGAUGAGGUGGCUGAGAUUUGAGGUCACGAUCAACAACCCAGCGGUCAACGCCAGCAACAGGAGCUACUCCAUACUAGAAGCUGAGGUCAUCCAGCUGACUGAAAGCAAGUUUGUGACCUGCUGUAGCAGUCAGCCCUGGAUGGACUGCAGUCAAGAGAUGACCGAAGUCAGCUAUGACACGACCUACAACUUCUCCGUUACCAUCGCGGACAGUACCUUGGCCCGUGUCCCCUCGACCGACAACUACGUCUUCAAUGCGACCUCCGUCGUGUUCAGAAAGGCCUACAGGUUCCUGGUCAGAACGCGCAGCGUCGUAGGAUGGAGCAGCUGGUCUGAUUGGUCCGCCGCCUUGCAAAUGCAGUCCAACUACCUCCCGGCAGUGACGCAACCGGCAGUAGAGUACAAGGAGGCGAUGAAGGCCAAAGUUUCGUGGCAGGUCAACGACACCCUCACUCACGACUACAUCUUCAAGGUGACAGAGAAGCAUCUCCGCUCCUACCCCUUCACCGGCGGCGUGAGUGACGCAGAACAAGAGCAGAACUUGGCUACUCCCUCCAAUGAGAUGAGACCGGACUCCGACGGAUUUCAGUCCCUCAGGUCCUGGAAUGCUACGGAUGUCGAACACUUCGAAUUCGCUGGUCGGCAUUACAUCAUUGUUGCAAGUUACAACUCACAAAAGUCCUCCAACCCCGGAGCAACUACCAUCUACCAGAAGAGUUCAGCUUCUAGCUUCUUCGGUGGAGACUGUCGCGGAGACAAGGACGAAUAUUGCAACAACUACAAGGCCAACGAGGAGCUCUUUCCUAGUGACGUCACGUUUGCUGGCAACCUGUCAGUCCAUCAAGUUCUGUCCACCUUCGGAACGAGACGAAUCAAAGUUGUUAAGCUGAUCGAGGAGCAAGACAAGGUCCUCCUCUUCACCGUCAACGACAUGAAGCCUUCGGGGUAUGUUUGUGUAGAUGACAGCACCGGCAAGCCCGUCAACGGAACUUGGAAGGCCACCCAGUCGUGCAAUGUCAGCAUGGCACAACCCUGCACGUUCUCCAACGAGACUUGCGUGGGGAACCCCACCUUGCCCAUGGCGGCGGGGACUGAAGUGAUGGUGUAUGCUCUGCGACCUGAUGGCUACUUCUACUUCCAUCAGUCCUUGAUGCUGAGCAUGGCUAAGGAUGUGAUAGACUUCUUCGAAUGCAACACCACCAUGGUCACCUUCCCCCAGACCAACGGCAACGUCGAGGUGUACAGGUGGAGCAGGGAAAGUCAAUCUUUCGAACCAUUCCAAACCAUUUCAUCUACAGGCAGUCAGGCUGUUGAGCUCUUCAGAGAUGACAUGGGGCUGCUCUGGAUGUUCGUCUCUCACACUUCACCUGCAGAUUCCUCGGAGAAUGUCUACAAAUGGCACAACUGCUCGUUCAUAGCAAACGUCUCCAUUCCUGAGAUCAAUGGUGGAGCUUGCCUGCAUCACAUGAAGGUUGGAACUAGAGACAUGAUCGUCAAGUGCUCGGGCCAAAAUAUUUCCGUGCUGGAGCUGUCGAAAGAAACUGCAGUAGAGGUGCAGAAGUUGGAACUUGAAGGAAGCGUUCAAGUUCAACUGUUCUCCAUGAGGCUGAACAACGCGGUCAAUCAAUUUGGUCUUGUUGCUUGCAGCGGUUCCUUUCAUUCUAUGCUGAUCAAGUGGGAGAAAACCAUAGCAACCAACGGCGUUAUCUUGUUCGAAGGUUUUGUGGUCUUCAGAUACCUGUACACGGCAAAUCCUCAACGAUGGGCGGUCUUCCAAGCUGACAACAGCAUGUUUGCAGCUGUGGCCACUAUGAUGCACUACGAGGCAACUCCCGAGCAACCGUCUCAGAUCUUGAUUGGUUGUCAGCACAACGAUCCCUACUACACAUCUGCGGAAUCCUGCUGCGCCAAAGCUGGGUCGUUCUGUGUCAAUUCAGGCUCAUCGUACUUCGACUUGUUGUUCAAUGGCACCGCGUCGUUCAUCCCCGUCUUUGAGCUCUCGCAGUACAUCUGGCCAACGUAUCAAAUCGAGGAAUCUUAUGUGUGUAACAUGAGCACUGACAUCAUCUUGCAGUGGUCGAGUGCAGGUCCCUUAUAUGACACAUUUGGGGACUCCAGCAUCGUCUCCAUCCAAUCUUACAACUACUACGGACUCGGUCAAACGUCUCAGCCUGUUGACGUUCGAGGCAUCGAGCUGCCGUCAAAUCCCGCCAGCGUGACUGUGAUCAACGUCAAUGCCAAGACCCUUCAGAUCUCCUGGACUGCUCCGGUCACAGACGGUGAGAUCAGGCCGGCGGAUAGACAAGCGGACCCGAAGAAGAGGAUAAUUGACAACUACUAUGUCGUGCUCUAUCACUCCAACUGCAACUCUGUGAGUAGUGCCUCAGUCCCUGCCUACCAGGCGGUCGUCGACUACAACACCUUCAGCCGCACUGUGACAGACAGGAACUUCGUGACUGGCGACCAAUACUGCGUCUACAUCCGAGCUGGAAACCUCCUGGGGCUGAGCAUCGAGUCCAAGGCGGACAUAUACAUGCUCAAGAAACCAGGGCCUGUUGUGAAGUUUGAGGCAACCAACCUGCGUGGUCCGAUGUCAGUCUGCGUCUCUUGGGAGUUUCCGACGGAUAUUGGCUUCGGUUUGACAGAGACUCCAGCAGGUUUCACUGAUGUCGACAUUCAGUUCUUCCUGUCUACUAUUCCGAUACAAUUCUACCCUGAUGGAAGCUUCUCAAAUGCAAGCUUUGUGCAAAACUUUACUUUCAAUUACCAAGAUCCGAUGAACACUACCUUCGAUCAGAAAGAGCUGGUGAAAGGAAAGUUCUAUUACCUCUACGCUCGCUGUAUGAACAAGGCUGGUUACUCGGACGUGACCUAUGUCACGUUCUGCGCCAUCGACCUUCCCGAGCCUCCACAGCUUGAUUUAGCUCUCGUGUCUGGCUCGCUGUCUGUCAACGUCUCCUGGACGGCACCUAGUGACAUCGGGGUCGGCAGCGCCACGACCUGCCCCAACGUGUCGCUCUCGUGGUUCUUGGUCCAGGCAUCCAUCAAUGACAACUUCGCGCCCCUGGUGAUUUUUGACGGUUAUGAUUACGUCAAGCAGUAUCCCUCUCAGAGCUGGGUGCUGGUCCCCGGGCUGAAGAAGGCUGUCAACUAUUCCUUCCGUGCGUUCGCUGAGAACGUCGUCGGGUCAAGUCUGCACUCCAACACUCUCAACAGGAAGGCUGCGGCUCCCCCGUCCGCUCCUUUCAUCAACAGGACGAGCAACGUCAACCCCAACGCCAUCCUGGUCGUCCUGCUCCUUCCCUUAGACACAGGCUACGGGGAUACAUCGCUUGAGAUUUUGUCGUAUGACCUUCAGUUCUGCCCAACUCCUGACUUCGCAGGCCCUGGUCUCAAGGAGUUCUCGUCUCCUUACCUCUCGUCCGAGGGCUCUGGACUUGUACCAGGCACCAUCUACUACAUCCGAGCUGCUGCCGUUAGCGCCGCCGGUAGGGGAGCAUGGUCUACCACCACCUCUCGGAUCUGCGUCGGAAUCCCUUCGGCUCCUCGCAUCACGAGCGCUGUUGUGUCAGGACCUCUCGCUAUCUCCCUCCACUGGACGCGCCCGGUCGAUGCAGGAAUCGGCGCCAAUGUGCCGUUUCAGCUCACCCAGUACGCCAUCCAAGUUUCUGCACAAAGGAAUUUUGAUCCCUUUGCCGAGGCGAUCGUCGACUUUGACAUGCCAUUGGCUUCUCGGGAGUUCAAGAUCAUGAGCGAGAACAUCUCGUUGGCUUUUCAAGCAGGACGAGUGUACUUCUUCCGUGUGAAAGCUUACAACCUUGUUGGUGCUGGUGCCUUCUCUGGGUAUAGAACCUGCCGCGCAGCAGAUUUGCCGUCAAGCCCGCUUGACUUCAGUUUCGUGCUACAGCAGGGAUACUAUGUGUUCUCAUGGAAGUGGCCGGUGAAUACGGGCACGGGCGACAAUUCUUACCCUCUCGCCUCCUACAUCGUUAGGGUCAACGACACGGACUAUGACGUGGUGCCCCUGCGAGAAAGCUAUAGGUUGUCGACCAGCUCGUUGCAGCCCAACAGCCUGUACGAGUUCCGAGUCGUCGCCAAGAACCUGGCUGGCAUCGGCCCAGCAUCAGACCCUCUGCUUUCGCAGUUCAUGGGGAACGCUGUUGCUCCUCACAACCUCCAGGCGCUCUUGUGGUCGGGCUCGUCCAGUGGCCUCGCUGUCAACUUGUCAUGGGCGAUCGACUCCAGCAGCAUCGCAAACAAUCAGCUGAGCUUUGAGGUUCAAACCUCCUUGACUUCUGACUUCCAAGCUCCGAUCGUCGAGUACACGCCAAUGAUUGAUAAGACGACUCCCACCUUCCGAUACUCCAAGCUUGGGCUUACAAGUGGAGUCAUGUACUACUUCCGUGUUGUCGCGAUGGCUGACAACGGCUACAGCCAACCCACCAGCAUCGUCAAUAUCUCCGACCACUUGACGCCCGUGGUGGUGGACACAGUACCUACGUCGAUUCCAUGCUCGAGUGGCAGUGCCAUGAAAAUCAUCCUCCGACACUUUGCCUUUGAGCUUGACAGUGACGUCAGCAAGUUUCGACUCUCCUUGGAUGGCGCAGACGCAACGAUCAAUUCCGUUACACGUCAGAGCUCAAACGCUGUGAACGGAAAACCGAUUAUUUCUAUCCUCAGCCUCCAACUGCCUAACAGGCAGACGCAACUGGGAGGGCAGGGAAUUGCUGAAUUGUUUCACAACGGUCAGAGCAAGGUGAAGUUCUUGAUGCCCAGGGAUACUUGCGAGCCUCCUCAGAUCCGAUCUGUACUUGGAAAUGGCAUCACGUACAACCAAACUUCGCAGAAGUGGCAGGGCGCUGAAUGUGGCGAUAACGUGACUCUCGGAGUCUCAGGUCUGCAAGGACUCACAAACAUUCAAGUUACGAUCAUCGAUGGCAGCUCAUCGUCGUUCAGUCCCUUCUUGUUGUCUCCAGAGACUGCUGACACCCCUCAGGGUAGAGUGCACUUCAUGCAGUUCAAACUCCCCGUCGUCUGCUCCUCGUCUGUCCUGCAGAUUCAAGUAAACUUGCCAUCCUUGAACCUCUCCUGCGCGCUCUCCGUCGCUCCCAGCACGGGAUACAGCUUGCUGAGUGUCCGACCCACAAUGGUCUACGUGCACGAGUCAACAAACGUGACCCUCGUGCUGGCAAGUAACAGUCGAGCUGCCCUGCAGGUUUCCUUGGACAACGAGCUUCUCGAUUGUACUCUCAAUCAGUCGAUCACGGCAAGGACGUCGAUCAACUGUCGAGUACCUGCCAUGUCAGCAGUGACCUCGCAGUCAAAGGCCCUCAAUGUCAUCGGGCAGGGUGGCUCUGUGGUUGCAAGCGGGUACAUCGAUGUUCUCACGGACCCCUUGAAGAUUUCUUCCUUUCUUCCUUUCUCUCCUGAAGCUGAAACCCUCAACCAUUCCCUCCCAUCCUCCGGUGGCCCUGCUGUUUUGUAUCAAGACAGUCAGGAUGUUCUCUUCUUCGAACUGAGCACAACAUACAAAACCAUUCCGAUGGUGGCGAUCGUUCAGAUGAACAUUUCGAACAACCGCUCUCAGAAUUUCGUGUUCAGUGGCAAGGAAGCUCAGCUGGUGAUGGUAGGGGUGCAUGCAAUUCGUUUCCGACUGGACGUCAUCUCGAUCUUCGCAUCGAUGCCUGACGUCGUUGCCCACGGAGUCUACGGAGUCUCGAUGGCGCUCGCUGGGGGGGUCACUCUCAGGAACGACGAGGCCUUUGUGAUGCUGCCAGGAAAGAAAUGUGACGUCACUCUCGCGCCUGCGGUUGCUGUUCCUGGCUCCAACUUCUACCUCCAACUCAGUUUCCCCUCGUGCUCGAAGUGCUCUAACCCCAUCCCCAAGAGCCUUUCAUCGACUUCGAACCUGCAAGUCACUUUCGGCAUUUCGCUUGACUCGUGCUCUGACACUCCCAACUUCAGCGGCAUGUUCGGCAAAUGCGCGUCGUACGCGGUAGGAGGACUCAACCAGGGAUGGUGUGCAGCAGACGAUGUCUGUACAACCUGCGCCCUCUCCUGCUUCAACGAUGCCACUUGCGGAGGGUUAGCGAGCUCGGACUGCGGGCAUCAGGCUGUGGUGGAUCGUGUCAACCAAACGGAUGGUUUCACAGCAGUGAGCUUGAGGUACCCGACCUCCGCCAAGGGAGGAGUCGCUCUGCUCCGUUCGGACUCUGACUCAUGUUUCUUCUACGUGCCAAACCAGCUCAAGGCUGCUCAGGGAGCCGUUCGCAUGACGCAGGUCAAGGUUACACCCCCUGUCGAGGGCGAGAUGGUGGUCAGGGUAGAGAAUCUCCGGCAGAUUCUCUCCAACGAGGUUGUUGAGAUCCGUUUCGAGUCGAGCAAGCGACUUCCAAUCCUUCGAGUCUCCUGGACACCCUCACACUGCGACUUCCUCGUUCGCAGCCCCUCUGCCUUGGGCUUGUCUGGCUACAAGAACCUCAGCCUCUGGAUCGCUGGCAGUCUCACCACCAGCUUCCUCACUCACUUCCCUGCCAGCGUGAAGCCCGUCGUGCAGGUCACGAGCCCCUCCCAGCUGUUCAAGGAUGAGAUGGUUGCCCUCUCGCUCAAGGUCAGCAACGCACCAGCCAUGUCGCUGGACCGCCUUGAGGUCUUGGUCGAUGGACAAGCUGUCGGCGUGUCAGCUUUGACUCAGGACAGCACGGCAACGACGAUUGUCACGAGUGUGUUCGACACGGGGGCUGCGAGACAGGCGGUCCUCGUCCUUCGCAGUUCCCUCAAUCAGCUGAUAGAUCUGGUGCUGCCCAUCAACAUCGAUGAUCCAGUUCACUCCCCAAUGAUUCGUCAGGUCACCCCCAGCGUGAUCGCGAGCACAGGUGGCAAGCUUCAGGUAGAGAUUGACAACGUGAUCGGCUCCCAAUCUGCUACUGGAAUCGUUGCCCAGGUCCUGGUUAACAGCCAGACCUUCCAAGUGCCCAUCUCCCCUGGAUCUUUGAUAGCUGGAGCCAAUUCCAUGGCAAUGCAACUCGUCCUCCCUGACGUUUCCAUCGCGUCUCGGUCAGGAACUGUUGAGCUGCAGAUCAUGAUCAACCAGACUCUCAGCUUCUCCAUUGAGAUCUUCGAUCCUCAGUGCGCUGCCAUCACCCGGGUCUCCCCAUCCUCCAUCUCCAUGGACGGAGGCACUAAAGUUACCGUAGAGCUCCACACGACUCAGUCGAUCAGCAGCAGUCUAGACUUCGUCGUCCGACUGGGUCCUGUCUCCAUCCCCGUUGCCAAGUUCGAGCAGAUAGACUCUCGUUCCAUCGUGCAAUUUGAUUCACCCAAAUAUUGGUCUCAAGUCGCCGCUAAUGUGUCCCUUCAGAUCAGCAUCAACGGAUUCCCCCAGCGCUGUCAAGUGCAAGCGGAUGUAGAGUUCUACUCCCCGGUUCCGAGGCUGCUUGCUGUCUUCCCUCAGAACAUCUCUAACCUUGGAGGAGAUAUCGUCUCCGUCCUGCUGGAGGGUGUGGACCCCUCUACGGUCUUGGCUGUUUCUCUCGACAACUCGCUUGUGCAGUUCCAGUCAGUGAUGGUGUCCAAGGCAGAGACUCUGAUUCGCUUAGUCGCCCCUGUCCUCAUGAAGGGACCUGCCGCUAUCACGGUCACGAGCACAGGCCGAGAGUUCAGCUCCAUGCUCACAGUCAUGGACUCGUACACUGUCAGUGAAGCCGAGCUCAACCCCAGCACCGGGCCAUCAGCCGGGAACUGGUACCUGCAGGCUACGUUUGCCCUCCUCGACCCCAGCUUCUCUGGUUGUGACUUCACAGCAUUUGUUGGGCAGAGAGUUGCGGAGGUCAGUGACGUCCAACGGACUCUUGACAAGACGGCCAACUCCAUCACUCUAACUGUUCUUGUUCCUCCCAUGCCGACUGGCCAGCAAGCUGUGAGCUUCUAUGGCAUCUGCCAAGGCUCCGCUAGCCCCAGCCUCCUUGCUGCGGGUUAUGUGAACAUCAUGGUCACCAAGUCGUUCCAGCUGGUAAAAGUUGAUCCCCCGCAAGUGCAGGCUGACGAGCAGAAGACGCUCAAUCUCGAGCUCCAACAAGUUCCUCUUAACGCGACACUGUCGGACUUUGACGUCGACGUCAGCGGCGUCUCCUGCACUCCUCUGGAUCUUAUCGUGUCUCACGUUGACUCGGCCCUGCUGGUCUGCUCCUUGCAGCAGCCUCUGCCCAAGGGCUCAUGGGCUGGGAGCGUUUACCUGUUCAAGGGCGCCAUCAACCAGCAGGUCUCCUCGUUCCGCCUCGCAGUGGUCGGGGGGGCGCAGCUUGUCCUCGCCCAGCCUUCCUCUGGCCCUGCCCUCGGCGGAAACCCCGUCAGGGUCCUGGCCAAGAACUUCCCCCUGACGUCGAUGUCGCAAGUUUUCGUUUCUGUUGGAGGCAAACCAGCGGCUGUGUUCAACUUGAGGUCCUCCAGUCAGUUCGAGACCGAGUUCUCCUUCGUCGUUCCUCCCACCAGUUGCGAGCAGGCCUGUCAAGCGAUGGUGGAGAUCACCGACAUUGUGUCUGGCUCCUCGAUCUCUUUCAGUUAUCAGUACAACGACCCUCGUCUGCACGCGUCGGGUCAGCAAGUUUUCUUCGCAGAUGGCAGGGUUGAGUUCCAGCUCUCAUUGACUGGCAUGCCGGCGGUGAAGAGCAAACUUGAGCUUCAGGUCGCCAUUGAAUCUCGUUGGUUGCAGGAUCAAGAGUUUGACAUUGUGUCUGCUGAUCACUCUUGGCUGGUGCUUGCGAUCAAACCCAUCGGAACUCAACUCGACAGUCUCAGUGAGAUCAACGGAGUCGUGCUGUCAACUCUCAAUCGUGACUUCUCCGUCGGCUUCAAGGUUGCCUUAGGCAAAGGGAACGUUCCUCAGGUCCUCAACGUCUGGCCUCGCUCGCUGCCUCUGGGUCUGCCAUCGAAGUUGGAGGUGAUCAUUCAGGACUACCCUCUCUUCCCCAGCAUGUCCUUCGAUCAGAACUACAAGGAUAUCUCUGGCCCGGUCUCUCCUGCCCUCUACGUCAAGUCUGAUGUCAGGGCCAGCAUCGAGUCCUUCGAGUUAGUCAGGACUCAGAUCUACAACGUGAGUGCCGUUGUUCGAGUGGUGAUGCAGGUUUACUCCGCCACGUCGUCGAGCUCCAAGAUCACCAUCCGCGCGGCCAGUCGUGACGUCGAGGUCGACGUCUCCUUCUACGACCUCAGCACUCCGACCCUCCUGGACCUCAACCGGAUGAGCGGGCCCCUGGACGGCUCGCUCGUGAUAGCGCAGGUCGGAGGCUUCCAAGUCAACGACAUGAAGUCGAUCUAUGUGGGUGCUGGAGGCGCCAACGCCCAAGUGCAGGAGGUUAUCCACGCCUCCUCCGUCACUACAGUUGCCUUCUACGUCCCUCCCAUGAUGACGAUGGGACCGCUUCCCAUCCGAAUCUCAAGCACCGACACCAACCAACCGUAUGUUACUUUCCUCUACUCUCUGCAGCAAACUUGCGACUACACCUGGUUCUGCGCUCAGAAUGUCUUGUUGGCUCCGGUGAGUUUUCGCAUGUCGCCCGCUGUUUGUGGUGACAUGUCUUCACAGGUUCUUGCACCUCAGUCCUGCGAUGCCGCAAGAUGUUUUGAUCUCCGUGCAAAGCAAGCUCCUGUCCUCAACAGGGUGAGCGUCAGUGAAGGCCCGUUAACGGGAGGAACGCUGAUCGAGCUCCGCAUCUCCAACGUCACUCUGCCGCUCCAUGAUGUCUUGGUUGUUUUCGGCUCUAGGGCCGCAAGGGUGGUGGAGAUGAUGGCAGACCCUGUAGAGCAGAGCCUGUCGGUUGUCGUGGUCAACCCAGAACGAGCGACGGAGGGGCUCUGCCGGGCGCUUGUGAAGUUCCUAAGCCCCCAAAUCUCCGACGUUCAGUUUGACUUCCUGUAUCGACCUGUGGCCGUCAGCCCUGCCAUCGCUUCUUUCUCUCCUCAGAGUUGCGUCAUUGGUGGAACUUUCAACCUGACGGUCUCCUACCAAGGGUGGUCUCCCAUCCUGCAACAAGAGACGGUCAGGUUGGUCAGUGCCGCGGGAGUAUCAACGGCAGGGAGCGUUGUCGUCUCUGACUGGACCUCAACUGUCCUCUCCUUCGAAUCUCUGGCGUGUCCCGCUAGCGGUGACAAGUUGUCUCUGGCACUAGCUCGAUCGAGCCAGGCUCUCACCCUCAAUGUCACCCUCAAGGUGGACGCUAUGGACUCGAAGCUUCUCUCCUACUACCCCGCUAUCGGGCCUCUCAAUCGCACGUCUCAGGUGUUUGUUCGCAUCCGAAGCUCCAGCUCUUCUCAGUUCGUGUUGGCCUUGACCAACUUGAGCGGUGCGGUCAACAGCAGUGAUUACCUCUCGACCCCAGCGCAGAACGUCGUCUGCAACGGAGUCUCAUACAACCGAAUCUGCUCCAUGACUUUCACCAUUCCUGCUCGGGCCUCCCCUGGCCCUGCUCGUUUCACCCUGUUGCAGGUGCUUGAUGGCGCCAUUGACUGGAGCUACACGCAGACUAACCUGACCCACAUCGAAUCGAUCAGCACGACGAGCUCGUCGAUAGCUGGAGGGGACGUGGUCGAGAUCGCUCUGCAGAGAUUCCCGCAGCUGGUGACAGCAGCGGAGGCGGGCGAGGACUUCUUGAAUCAGGUUCAGAUCGCCUUCGGGCCGUUCAGUGGGACCGUCAAGAACAUCUCGUGGAGUGACGAGCAGAGGGGGGCUGGAGAAGCUCCUCUACGAACCGUGAUCGAGUUCGUGACUCCGUCAGUAUGGAUGCCGAUGAGCACGACUGUUCUGAUCUUCCAGAGCUACAACACCGAGCACUUUGCCAGCUACCAGCACCAGUUCUACACUCCUGCUGUUGCCGUGCGUCAACCGGAGUGCAGCGUGACUGGAGGUUGCAAUGUCGAGCUUACGAUCUUGAACUUCUUCGCUGCCAACUCCGAUCACAUCAAGGUGAACGUUGGAGGGCAGGAGGCGACGAUCGUCGCAGGUUCUUUCGUCCAGUCUGGCUUCGACCUGGUUGUCAAUAUCACAGUGCCAGCAGCGAAACUUCCUGGUCGAGUGACCCUGCAAGUCCGCAACUUGUUGCUGGGGACUGUGGCGAGUGCGAGCUUCACCUACAUCGCAGCCCCUGAGAUGAGGCUCCUCACUCCCUCCACGGCCUCAGCUCACGGAGGCAGCCAAGUUGAAGUCUUGCUGCUUAACUUCCCGAUGGUUUCUUCCUUCCAGAGUUUGGGCGUCAGCUUAGGAGGCGUCAACAGCUACAGGCUGAUCUCAACUGACGAGACGGAGACAGCUGUCGCUGCUCUCCUUCCUCUUGCCUCUUCUGGUGCCGCCAGUCUCCCCCUCUCUGUCGUCCCUCUAGCUCAGCGCAGCAUCUUCCCUGGUGUUGUGCUGACCGCGGCGGUGGAGAAGGUGUGGGACACGGCGAGGGUUGAAUCAGUCACUCCUGCCACGCUCAAUGAAGGAGCUGAGAACAUGCUCAAGUUGGUCCUUGCCAACUUCGGUGGCACUUCAGCGAACUCGGACGUGCUGAGCAACUUCGAGCUGACCGUCGGCCCGUACUUCGGCAAGCUGCACAGUGUGAGUUACGACGACGAGUUUGCUUCUGAGGUUACCUUCCUCCUGCCUCCGAUCACGUUCGGACAGUAUGACCUAGUCGUACGACGGGGCAACUUCAUGGCAGCGACCAGGAUGCGCGUUGACUCGCCUCGACAGAGGGUCGUGCAGGUGAUCGGGGGAGAGGGCUCGGCUGUGGGAGGCAACAAGGUGCUAGUGAGCGUGCUCGGACUUGUCGCACCGCGGGAAGUGAGCGAUGUGCAAGUUGUGUUCGCAGGGAAGGAGCCGGCAGUGAUCGGCAACAUCACCACAGACAGCGGGAUGACAAGCUUCGUGCUGGUCGCUCCUCCCUCGGCGCCGCAGCUGGAGGGACGGGAGGUGGUUGAGGUCUCAGUGUCUUUCCGUCAGGAGGUUGAGAACUCGCUCAGCUUCGAGUACACCUACAUCCACAGCCUCCAAGUCCGUCGAGCCCGCCUGACUCCCGACGGGAGGAUGCUGCUAGUCACCAUGAACCAGCCCAUUGACCUCCAAGGGAUCGGCUCGGUGGUGAUGGGAACGGCCAACGUCGGGGACAAGACGAUGUUUGGCUGCAGCCGCUUGUUCUCAGGCGAUACAGUGACAGCCUUCGGCUACGACGCUUCUUGCUACUUCAGCUCCGACGUCGAGCUCGUCGUCGCGUUGGGUUCGGGAACGACUCUCAAACAAGGUUACAUUGGUAUGCUUGACGCCGCCGUCUCCCCGACCAACCAGCACGCGCGCGACCUGCCAGUUCACCUCGGGUUCACAGUCAUCGAUGACUUUGUGACCUCGAGACCCAGCAAGUUGGGUCACCUCUACGGCCCCUCGAUGUUCGGGCCGUGCGAUGACGUGGAACUGGCGAUAGACUUGGAGAGCAUGAGAAGGCCGCUCGCGGUCGAGUGGAGGCUCUUCACCACUGGGUUGCAGGAGGUUGCAGGAGUGCUGGUGGAGCAGACCUCUCUCAAGAUCCGAGUGGGACCAGAGGCGUUUCCUCUCGACGUCAACGACUUCGUCGUCAUGUGUCGCGUCACUCUGCUCGGCGGUCAAGUCCUCUCGUUCCAGCAUCGCCUGCAUCGCAAGCGAUUUGCCAUCCCCGCCGCCUACCUGCAGGUCAUCGGGUAUCAGCCGUCUAGUCAACCGCUGGAGCUCAUCGCAGACUCGAGACAUUCGGCGUGCCUGGAGGUAUCGCUAGGCAUGUCGGCGCCCAACGCCACCAUGCAGUACGAGUGGUACGAGCUGAGCGAUCAGACGCCCUUGCUGAUCAGCGGAGAGACAGCCUACCGGCUGCGAACUAGCGCGACCAACGGAGUCAGAGUGAGGUUGACACCCAAGAUUGACCCCUCUGCGGUCAUCGAGAUCGACGCGCAUGCUCCCACGAGACUGGAGCCCAUGUUGGUGAAGUUGCAGGGCGGCAACCGGAUGGUCUCGCCGACUGAACAAGUCGUCUUGGAGGCGGUUGUCUUGCACUCCAACUCGGCCGGAGCUCUCGGGUACAGCUGGCAGUGCUUGACUGGUGCAGAUCCUUGCAGGCUCUCGGACGGGAGCAUGCUCAUGCUGACCGAUGGCGUUAGCAUGAGUGUCGAUGCAGCGACUUUGGAGGCAGGCAAGGUCUACUCCUUCCGCGUCAUCGUCUCGUCGUCCAUGGAGUUCGCCGUAGCGACUUCAGACCUCGUGGUGGGAGGCAGCGCCGUGACUUUGUCGACCAUCCGAAUCUUCCAGAAGUUCAGCGAGGUCGAUUGCUUCGAGGAGGUACAGGGCGGCAUCGACCUCCUCGCCAACGCCUCCAGCUCGUUCCCAGCUGCCCUCCAGCUGAUUUCCUGGACGUUCAAUGACACCUUCCCCUACCCCUCCACGAACUCACUCGAGCGUCAGGGCGCAGCGCUGGCGGUUGCUGGGGUCGAGCUGGGCAAGGUGGAAGGAAGCAGCGUCAUCGCCGUAUCCCAACCUCACGCUCAUCCCGCUAGCUGGUGCAAGCUCAAGGUCGUCCCCCAGCCUCCUGGCGGGUCUUGUCGGCUUGUCCUCCUCCAGGCAGAGAGUCUGCCGUUCAACGCUGCUCUGCGAUGCGAAGGGUUCGAGGGAGGACUGGCGGCAGGGCUGAGCUACUCGUACGAGCUGGAAGUGACGAGCGGGCGGUACUUCUCCCUGGGAGUGAAGAGGAGCGAGCAGGAAAUCAUUCUUCCCAGCGGGAUGCUCAACGUGACCGUCAACGUGGUGGAUGAGGCAGGGGCGACAACUCGAGUCGUCCUGCCCUCCUUUCAAGUCCCAUCGCGAUCCAUCGGCCACGAGAACUUGCUCGCACUCAAGGCGAGAGUUGAAGAGACCGGGAGAUCCGACAUGUUGUGGGCUGGAGUUUUGGCUGUGCAGUCGAACUUGGGCAGUCAAAACUUGACGCUGCGCCAGGAGCUCUUUUCCCUCCUCUUCCCCGUCAUGCAGCAACUCUAUCAGGCCCAGCAGCCCUCGCAAGACUCGAUCCUACACACCCUUCAAGUCCUGACGCUGCUGACUCAGCCUCCAGUCCAGCUCGACCCCAGCGACGUUACACUUUGCGUCCAGUCCUUCGAGUCGCUCUUGUACACGAUGAAACAGCUGGGCGUGCAGGAGAUGAGCGUGACGCAGCUGAAGCAGCUGCUGGUCUUGGCGAAUCACAUCGCCGUCAGCGUCUCCUCGCUCAGCCUCGACCCCUCUAGCGCCUCCUCCCUCGCGCGCAAGUGGUGGACCAACGAGAUGUUGGCUGCGGACUUCAUCGCCUCCUUCGCCAUGCAGUUCGCCCUCACCUCAGGCUUCGAUCGCCUCCUCCUCUCGCGGGUCGCCAUGCAGCAGCAGGUUGUCAGUGUGGACGCGCUUCUAGCAGGCCCGCUGGAUCUUUCCAUGCCCGACCAACCGGUGACCCUCUCCCUCGCUCCCGCUGCUGUCUCGGACCCCGUCCUUCAGAUAGCGGCAGGCCGAUCGGUCGCCGUCAGCCUCUUGGAGUCCAGGCCCUCCUACACCGGAGACUUUCUCCUCCUCUCCCGCGCCGUCAGCCUCGCCGUCUCCUCCUGGCCCGACGCCUCCCUCGCCGAUCGCGUCAACGCCUUGGGGGUGACGGUCGACCUUGUCUUCUCCGUCCCAAGCCAGCUCCAGCAGGAUCCCAGCAGGAGCGGGGUGGUUUGUGUGGUAUGGGACGCUGUGAGCGACAGCUGGGCAGAAGGAUGCAGGUUGGAUGCGAUCCUCCAGCUCUACGACGAUGCGGGCGCAGUCAUCGCGGGCAAGGAGAAGGCUGUGUGCGUCUGCCCAGCCCUCUCAACCGUCGCCGUGGGGCAUCGGCCGCCUGUCAAUCACUUUCUCUCGCCCACGCCCGAGUGGGGGGACGUGCUUGUGGUCAAGGCAGGGGAGAAGCUCUCCCUCCUCCUUCGCUUCGCUCUGACGCAGGGGUCCUCCGUCGAGCUCGUGCCCUCCCUGCUCUCCUCGCCCCCCUCCUUCGAGCCCUUGGGCAAGUCUCCCAUGCUCCCGGGCCCUGGCAACUCCUCCGAGGUCAACGUGACGUGGGUGCCGAUGGUGGAAGGGAAGGAGACGCUGGUGCUGGAGCUCAAGGUCGACGGAGUGACGAGAGACGAGCGCAGGCUCGUCGUCCGCGUCCUCUUCUGCGAGCACUGGGUCAUGGAUGGGGAGACGCUGCAGGACGUCGCGCGGCUCUACGGGACCAACUGGCAGGCUCUCUUCGCCAUCAACCCGGACCUCCUCUCCGUGCGAGGAGCAGCCCAGGUGGCUGCGCAGGCGUGGGGAGGACGCGGGUCGGUGUGGGAGUGCGGGGAAGGCGUCGGGUGCUUGAGGAGGACGGAGCGGCGGCUGGUGCAGGCCAACGUGCUGCAGGUGGGGUAA